UGGUAAGUUCAGUGCAGUCGGCUCCGAGCAGAGUCUACUCUGAAGGUGAAGUCCGGUCAUGGCGGCGCUCGGUGCUCCCGGAUCCCGGCUCCUCCUGCCUCUGCUGCUGCGGGCCCGAGCCCUGCACACCUCACCGGGAAACCCCGCGGCCAGAGUGGCGGUGGUUUUGUCUGGGUGCGGUGUCUAUGACGGAACGGAAAUCCACGAGGCGUCGGCGAUCCUGGUUCACCUGAGCCGCGCAGGAGCGGAAGUGAAGAUGUUCGCCCCGGACAUCCCUCAGAUGCAUGUGAUCGACCACAGUAAAGGGGAAGCCUCCCAGGAGAGCAGGAACGUUUUGGUGGAGUCGGCCCGGAUUGCUCGCGGUGACAUCACAGCGCUGUCGCAGCUGAACUCUCAGGAUCACGACGCGGUGGUUUUUCCAGGAGGAUUCGGGGCAGCCAAGAACCUCUCAUCCUUUGCAGUCGACGGUGAAUCCUGUCGGGUCCAUGGCGAUGUGCAGAGGGUUUUACAAGAGUUUAGAGAAGCAAAGAAGCCGAUCGGGUUGUGCUGCAUCGCUCCCGUUCUGGCCGCUAAGGUGAUUCCGGGGGUGGAGGUGACAGUGGGGCAGGAAGAAGAACAAGGAGGUAAAUGGCCGUAUGCUGGGACAGUGAAAGCCAUCCAGGCCCUGGGGGGAAAACACUGCCCCAAGGAGGUGCACGAGUUCCAUGUGGACACGACCAGCAAUGUUGUCACCACCCCGGCCUUCAUGGGCCACGCCCCCCUUCAUACAAUAUUUGAUGGAAUUGGAGCUAUGGUCUCCGCUGUCAUAAGACUGACUGGUAAGUAAAGGUACUGGGACUCCGUGAACCGUCCGUCCAGACCCCUCAUCUCCUGGGACUCCGUGAACCGUCCGUCCAGACCUCUCAUCUCCUGGGACUCCAUGAACCGUCCGUCCAGACCCCUCAUCUCCUGGGACUCCAUGAACCGUCCGUCCAGACCACUCAUCUCCUGGGACUCCAUGAACCGUCCGUCCAGACCCCCCAUCUCCUGGGACUCCAUGAACCGUCCGUCCAGACCCCUCAUCUCCUGGGACUCCAUGAACCGUCCGUCCAGACCACUCAUCUCCUGGGACUCCAUGAACCGUCCGUCCAGACCCCCCAUCUCCUGGGACUCCAUGAACCGUCCGUCCAGACCCCUCAUCUCCUGGGACUCCGUGAACCGUCCGUCCAGACCCCCCAUCUCCUGGGACUCCGUGAACCGUCUGUCCAGACUCCUCAUCUCCCGGGACAAGUGACCCGACUUCUUGCCAAAACACACGCUGCAAUAAAGUCUACUCCACAA
Molecule: messenger RNA, 1320 nt
Organism: Bufo bufo (common toad)
Lineage: Eukaryota; Metazoa; Chordata; Amphibia; Anura; Bufonidae
Gene: GATD3
Product: glutamine amidotransferase like class 1 domain containing 3A
Exons: 7
Coding region: 59-826 (255 amino acids)
Cellular component (GO): mitochondrion
Source: RefSeq, a predicted model, not a curated record